Molecule: messenger RNA, 3633 nt
Organism: Stylophora pistillata
Lineage: Eukaryota; Metazoa; Cnidaria; Anthozoa; Scleractinia; Pocilloporidae
Biological process (GO): glycoprotein catabolic process
Cellular component (GO): cytoplasm
Source: RefSeq, a predicted model, not a curated record
GUAAAAUGUCCUGAAGUUCUCGAGACGUGUUAAUCCUAUUUUGAAAUGGUUUUCUCAAAAGUAAAAUAUAAAUAUUUUAGGUUAAAAUCAAUCUUCUAUGAUGCUAAGUGUAAAUGAACCAGCUAUUAUUUUGCCGGGAUGUAAGGCCCGGAAAUAAUUUCCAUAUUGAAUAGACCUUUUUCAAUGAAAGCUUUCAUAUGUGCAUCGAAUUAUAAAUCAUUUUUAAAAAAUUAGGGCUGGAAGACGUACAUCAAGAAUUUAUUAGGAAUCUAAUUUAUUCUGAAGUACGGAGUAGUUUUUAGAUGUUCUUGUGGCCCGAAAUACUGCAAGCUUUGUCGAUUUUUUUAUACGUAUAUAUUUACAUUUCAAGUUGCACUUUUCAUGUUGGCGCUAAGCCAUUAAACGAGGAACACUCGAGGCUAAAACCAUUGGAAACAGUGUUGUAUAAUAACUGACUGAGGAGUAAUGUAAAGCUCUUUGGAAAAAACGGAGUCAUUUGUCGUAGAAAGUAUGAUUUCUAUGCAACGUUCCAGUUACACGUUCACACCAAACAAAGAGGAAGUCAUUGAGUCAAGAUUCAGGCUCCGUUACAGCACCACAUGUAACAGUUACUAUAGGGACUGGUCUGAUGCCAUAGACCCAUCCGCACAGGGGGUCAUCUCAGGAUGGGACAAAGUGCUGUAUUCAAUGGACUCCGUACGCCGAACAGUCAACGAAGAAAUUGGACAGCUGGAAUGUUCCUUUCUUCUGUCGCGCCAGGUGUAUUUGGAGAGUUUACCUGGGUCCAAUACAGGUUACAUCAAAUGGCGCAUCGACUUCGGCUGCUGUGGACUCCAGGUGGAUGAGGUCACUUUGCGUUUGUCAUGCCUAGAAGAUUAUGGAGGAGAGAUUGUAGUUACACUGACAGGUCAUCCGGGAGAGAAACGAGUUCGAUAUCCGAUAGGUAGUGAUUACGUCACAUUCACCGAGCUGCAGAAUUCAACGGAGUUAACACUGACCAUUCAUUUCGUCGGAGAGGCCGGCCAGGUCAUUCGGCUAUUUCCACAGAGCAUCCUGAGGGGAAUGGGAUACCCACUAGACUUAAAAGUUAUUCUUAAGCAACCACUGGAGUCCUUGGGGAAACCCAGAAUUCUUGUCGGACUGUUAUACAGCAGCUCUCAAGAGAUCGAAGUAGAUUCGCGUCAUUAUAAGCAGAAUACAACAAACACUGGUCAGGGAUUUCUCCAUGUUCAUCUCCUCCGAGGAAUGGAUUUGCCGUCAGGAAAAAAAGACGUUCAAGAAACAUUCUCCAAGUGUUACCUUCUGCGCGAUGUCAAGAAAUCAACCAAGUGCAGAACAAAAGCACGAAAAGGCAAAGAUCCUCUUUGGAACGAACAGUUCCUAAUCGUCGGCGUCAAUUAUCAUGACGUAAAGCGAAGAGCGCUCGAGAUAUGCAUCGCUGAUAGUCAUAAGUCAGUCGGUAAAAAGGCGAAGUUCAUCGGGGGAGUUCGGCUCAGUCUCGGGUACAAGGCAGUCGUGGCUGCGCAAACCAAGCAAGUUAAUCAGGUGCUACGGUUUCUAAAAGGAAGGGAAGCCAUGAGUGGUGAUGUGAACUCCAGCUUUGGUAAAUGGAGGAGAGCGAGUGGAAGGAAGUCUGAGACGGAUGACGCAGAAAAGGCAACAAAGGAGGAGAAAAAUGAAGACACAGAAACGAAAGAUACGCCAGCAAAUAAAGACAAAGUGGAUGAACAAAGUGCUGUCGAUGGCAUCGCAAACAGUAAAAAUGACGGCGAGGAAACAAAGGAGGACAUUGUCGAGAAUGGACCGCAAAGUGCAUCUUCUGCCAGUACAGAAAUAAUGGCACCCACGGACUCUGCCUUCGAUCCGUCUCAGGAUGAGGCCAAGGCCAAGGGUAUCCGCAGCAACCGGUUGGCCGAGCAACGGCUUUUCGAAGCAGUGAUGGCGUCUAUCAAACAUCUAGAGAUCGCCGCGCGUCAGACUGCCGCGCAGUUGGAGUCCAGCGAAGAACGAGGCAAAGGAUCUGCAGAAAAGCUCGAAAAAUUGGGAUCUACCGACAUUUCUGCUCAGAGCAUCUACAUUGCCGCUAAUGAAGGAACAACUGACUUGCAGCAGGGAGCAGACACAAUUGAUCCAGCCACUGAUGCAGUAAUAGCAACAGACGAUAUCAUAGGAGACGAAAGAAAUUCGUUGGAUACAACAAAAAAUACCAGAAGCAAGAAUUUCCAAGAGAGGAACAGUUUGAACAAAGAUGAAACUCAACAAGACGGCGACCAAGCCGACGACUUGCUUGGUGUGACUAAAGAAGUUAGGACGGCCACGAAUCAUUUAGCCAAGAAAGAAAAUCUACCAACGAAUGUAUCCGAAAAUUCCCGUACGGAGGCCGAUCAAAUAUUGAAUGGACACAACGGCGAUGAAGAUCAAUGUGGUGAUGUAAGCAGCAUUACGAAGGGAAAAAGGUUUCCGAAAAAAGGGUUGAAUACUAACGAUAUUAAAACGCACAACUCGGAAGAGAUUCCUAAAGAAAAACCCAAAAAUUGCUCUGAGCACUCUACUCAGGAAAAAACGGAAAAUCUUAAAAGCGAAAACAGCCAACCAGAGGAGUUGACGAUUUCGAAGAAAAUGUCCGCGGGAGGAUCCAACGAACUAAAGCGGAGCUCAUCCUUCACUUUCAAAGAUAUCGGAAAGAAACUAAGCUUUCGGCGCAACAGCAAAUCAGACGUCAUCGGAGAAAGCAGAUCAGAGACGGGCUUACAGACAAAUGCCGACAAGAUGAUGUUAGAUGCUCAAGGACUCGAAAUAACCCAAUGGACGCUUGUGGUAUCACGGCCGAAGGAGUGGCAUUACUGCUGGCACAUCCUCAGAUCUGAAAUGACCAUUCUCCACUGAGAUGACAACCUUGAGAACCGAUAAGGGGGCCUGAGUAAUAUUAUUGGACCGGUCAACGAUACCCUAACCGCUUAACAAAAACAACAAAAGGACAGGAGGGUCCAGAUCCAGGCCCGCCUCGGUCAACGCUGGCUGAGGAGGUAAAGAAUCUGGAUCGAGCAUUGAUACCAGUGCAAGUAUUAAAAGAUACAGACUAAGGCCUUAAUUUAGGGUUUUGUCAAAAUAAGAGUUACGUUGAGUGUAGAUACUGCCUAAGCAAUUAACUUCGAGCUCGAUACAGAGUAGGUUUAGCUCAUACAUUUUCUACAGGCAAUCGACUGAACUACAAAAGCAUCCAUUAUAUUCACUUUAAACCGAGAUAUAUGACCUAAACUUUUUGUCAAUUAAGUAUUUCAAUCAUUCCUAUAUAUAAUAAUCACGUUGUUAAUAAUAUUAUUAACGAGAGUAUAUUAGUAAUAAUAAUGAUAAUAGCAGUUGAAAAUGAUGAAAACUGAAUAACCACGAGUAGGUUAGUUUUCAUGUGUUUACCUUACUUCUUUAUGUUAAAUAUAUAUAUAUAUAUAAAACUGCCGCAAAAAUCUAGAGACGUAAUAUAAGACACGUAUGCAAAACAAACCUGUGUAUUUCACAUUCUAAUAACUUGGCAAGUAGUCGCAAAUGUUUUACUGUUUAUUAUGAAAUAAUGUCUAUGAAUUUUUAACAUUCGUUUUUAAACUAAAAAGUAGGAAUAAACUAAAAAAAAAAAGA